Gryllus bimaculatus (two-spotted cricket) is the source of this 447-nucleotide messenger RNA. The record is from the annotation of a GenBank genome assembly. Lineage: Eukaryota; Metazoa; Arthropoda; Insecta; Orthoptera; Gryllidae.
AUGCGGGGCGAGUCGGCGCUGGUGGCGCUGGUGGCGUGCUGGUGCGCCGCCGAGGCCACGCUGGUGUGCAGCAACACCACCUUCUGCGAGAUGGUGACGUGCGAGCGGGUGGACGCGGGCAGAUGCGCGGGCGAAGUACGGCCCAACGCCACCAUGUGGGUGCCUAUUGCCCAGAAUACAAUGGUAGGCGACGCCAAGGAACAAGAUAUACUUGGGAAUGUAGUCCUGGGUCUCUGUGCAUCAAUAAUCAGUGCACAAAAAUAGAAACAACUACAGCAACUUUGGAAACAGUAGUGUAGAGUUCAGAUACCAAUUUUUUUGUAAGUAUUUUAUUCCAGAAGGAAAAUGUAAACGGAUAAAUAAAUUGGAAACCGAAUAAAUUGGAGUAAUAAUAUUUCAUAAUAAAUUGCAAUUGUAUAUAAUAUUUCAUAAUGAAUUGUAAUGAAA